This is a messenger RNA of Panicum virgatum (switchgrass), 932 nucleotides long. RefSeq names its product protein TIFY 11e-like. Lineage: Eukaryota; Viridiplantae; Streptophyta; Magnoliopsida; Poales; Poaceae. Bases 299 to 802 code for a protein of 167 amino acids. The transcript is spliced from 2 exons. The record is from RefSeq and is a predicted model, not a curated record. Gene Ontology annotation, cellular component: nucleus. Gene Ontology annotation, biological process: response to wounding; regulation of defense response; regulation of jasmonic acid mediated signaling pathway.
CACCCGCCGCCUCCUGCAACCUCGCCGCAGAUAUAAAAUCUAUCAGAGGCAAGCAGGCUCAUCCCCAAGGCCAAGUCCAUCCAUCAAGCUCCAAACGCAUCCGCGGAAUCUCUCACUUGUUCUUCAUCAUCCCCCAACGCUUAGACAGGAUCGAGAGGCAGCAGGCUCGCUUAGACCGCAAGCAAGGAUCAAGCGAAAUGGCAGCGGCGGCGGGGAGCGUCCCGUACCAGGGCCGCGGCAGCGUGCGGCGUGCUGAGCCAGUACGUCAAGGCAGCGGCCGGUGGCGGUGCUGCCCCUCAUGCCGGGCGCGGACGUGCCCGUCGCGGUCGCGCACGAGGAGGCGGAGCCCGGGCCGGCGCCGCGGCAGCUGACCAUCUCGUACGGCGGGCGCGUGGUGGUGCUCGAGGACGUCCCCGCCGACAGGGCGGCCGAGCUGCUCCGCGUCGCGGCGGCCGCGUGUCAGCCGGAAUCUAUCUGGCCAAGAGCAGACGGCUCUCAUGAACACACGGAACACAGGGUGGAACUCAACGCGAGAGUGUUUUUAGCACUACGAACAACUUACAGCUUUUUAAUGAGCAGAACACAAGUUUAUAUAUCUAACACCGCGCAGGGGGCGGCGCCGCGUAUAUCUAACACCGCGCAGGGGGCGGCGCCGCGCGACCUGCCGGUGGCGAGGAAGGCGUCGCUGCAGCGGUUCAUGGAGAAGCGCAGGGGCCGGGCCGCCGCGCGCGGGUCGCCCUACAGCCGCCCGGACGCCGCCGGCGCGUCGCCGCACCCGGACCAUCUCGCGCUCGCGCUCUGAUUCGCGUGCUCUUGCUUCUGCUUGUCAGUUGUUUUGUUAGUACUAGAGUACUAGUACUGUACGUGUUCGUAGCAUAGUAGGAAGAUGGAUGGAACAGAGAAUGAAAAUGAGCUCCAAAUUAUUCCUUGCA